GGCGUGUCUGGUGAAGUCAAAGCGUCAGUCGUUCAGCGAGCCUUGGAUACGAUGGCUGCUCCGCUUUUGGUUCCCGCAGCUCAGUCGGUCCCGGCUCCUCCUCUCAUCGUCGUGUCCAUGGACGAUAGUGACGACAUCCUCCAAGAAGAAGAACAAGAGUCCGUCAACGAUGCUCUCCUGCCGACCAACAAAUCAGCAGCUCCUUCAACGGUGAUUGUCUCCACUCCGGCCGCCACUCCAUCAGCGCAGACGACUAUCGUCGUAGCCAAUGAUGACGGAUUAUCCAGCAGCAGUCGGUCGGCUAAAAGGAGCUGGUGGAACGGAUGUUUGAGGCCGGCCGAUCCUUGUGGUGUGAUUCAAAAUGGCCCUAGUAGUACUAAUAAGAAAUGCAAGAAGAAAUCGUCCCAAGUUCGAAUGGUCAACCAUCAAAACAAUUACGUGUCGGUGGUUUUGUCGGAAAACGAUCCGGCGGCGGUGGCUGUGAUGACGGCCGGCAAUAACGAGCGUUGCCCAUCGCCGUCGAGUCAACAGAAACCACAAGCAGCCCAACAACCACCACCACCAGCAGCAGCAGGAGCAGCAGGACAGCAGCCGAGAAGGAGAAUAUGCUGGUGGUUUCUUCUUUUGCUCCUCAUCGUUACCGUGGCUUGCCUUGCCUUUGUGGCCGUCUCACUCGUCUCCUUACUCCGCAAUUCCGGACAAGGUCAGUUGACAGGUGAUGCGACCGUUUGUUUUACAGAAGAAUGCGUGCGCACAGCUGCCUCGUUAUUAUUGGCCAUGAACCAAUCGGCCGAUCCGUGCCAGGACUUUUUCCAAUUCGCUUGCGGCACGUGGAAUAAGAAGCACCUGAUCCCGGAGGAUCGAUCCAGCAUUAGCACUUUCGAAGUGCUGUUCGACCAGCUGCAAAUCAUUCUCAAAGAUUUACUUCAAGAGGAAACCAUCCCCGAGGACAAUGAAACGACCAUCAAAGCCAAACUCUUCUACCAUUCGUGCAUGAACACAAGUCACAUCAGAGCGACGGGCGACAUGAUCCUUCGGCAAACUCUUCAGUCCCUCGGUGGAUGGCCUGUCCUGGAUGUUGGAUGGACGACCGGACAGGGCGCCAGUGUCGGAUCGGUAGAGAAUUUGCUCGGUCGACUGAGAGGAGAACUCAACCAAGGUGUCAUGAUCGAGCAAUGGGUCGGUCCCGACGACAAGAAUUCAUCCGUCAACAUCAUCCAGAUCGAUCAGAUGCAGCUCGGUCUACCGGGACGGGAUUACUACUUGAAAACCAGCAGCGCCCGCGACGUCAAGGCUUACCAUCGGUACAUGACGGAAGUGGCCGUUCUCCUGGGUGCCGACAAGCGCUACGCCUCCGACGAGAUGAAGAAAGUCCUCCUCUUUGAGACGCUGUUGGCCAACAUCACGAUCCCGGAAGCCGAUCGACAUGACACGGGGGCCAUCUACGAUCAGAUGACACUCGUCGAAUUGGAAUUGCGAGUUCCGGAAAUCCGUUGGCGCGAAUAUUUGAACGCCUUCCUGCCCGAUUUGACGGUGGACGACUCGGAGCCGAUCGUCAGCUACGCCAUGAGUUACUUCCAAGAGCUGGGCAAACUCGUGAUGCGGACGGAGCGUCGUGUGGUGCAAAACUACGCCCUGUGGCGUCUCAUCAUGGAACUGGUGCCUCACUUGUCGGAGGAUUACCUGGAGAAAAGGGCCGAAUUCCGGCGGGUGCUGACGGGAGUGUUGAGCGAGCGCAACCGCUGGAACCAGUGCAUCGACUACACCAACAAGAAGCUGGGCAUGGCCGUCGGGGCCAUGUUCAUCCGCGACAAUUUCAACCAGGAGAGCAAAGAAGUGGCCCUGGAAAUGAUUCACACGCUGCGGGAGGCCUUUAUCGACACGCUGGACGAGAUUGAGUGGAUGGACGAGGAGACGCGUCAAGUGGCCAGAGAAAAGGCCCUGGCCAUGAACGAGAGGAUCGGCUAUCCGGAGAUGUUGACCCAGCCGGAUCUGCUGGCCGAAGAGUACGGCUCGCUCAACUUUAGCGACAGCCACUUUCAGAACAUUCUCAACAUCAAGCGCUACGAAGCCGAGUACAACCUCAACAAACUGCGGCAGCCAGUGUCCAAGGACAAGUGGUCGACAGAGCCGGCCGUCGUCAACGCCUUUUACAACCCAAACAUGAACGACAUCGUCUUCCCGGCCGGCAUUCUCCAACCGCUUUUCUACAGCAGCCAAUUCCCGAAAUCUCUCAACUACGGCGGGAUCGGGGUGGUGAUUGGUCACGAAAUCACGCACGGCUUCGACGACAAGGGCCGCCAAUUCGACAAGGACGGCAACUUGAAGCAGUGGUGGAAUAAUGCAACGAUCCAGGCCUUCAGGCAGCGGACCCAGUGCAUUAUCGACCAAUACUCAAACUACGAGCUGGACGAUGUCGGACUUCCCAUUAACGGACGGAUGACGCAAGGUGAAAACAUCGCCGACAACGGCGGCCUCAAGCAAGCCUAUCGAGCGUAUCGGAAAUGGGUCGGACGCCACGGCGAAGAGCCACUACUGCCAGGUUUGAAUUUGAGCCACGAUCAGCUCUUCUUCCUCAACUACGCCCAGAUCUGGUGCGGAACUAUGAGGCCGGAAGACGCCCUCAGUAAAAUCCGAUCGUCGGUUCAUUCGCCCGGACCCAUCCGAGUGCUGGGACCGCUUUCCAAUUCGCCAGAGUUCGCCAGAGCUUACAGUUGUCCGCUUGGGUCUCCGAUGAAUCCGCAUAAAAAAUGUUCCGUCUGGUGAACAAACAUUUUCCUUCGAUGCGCACAUUUUUCUUUUGUUUUUCUAUCAUUUCAUUCUCCCAUUUGUUGAAAACAAAUGAUUAACCCAACAACAGACAAUGAGUUUAUUUUAUUAUAAAACAGUAAUAAUAAAAGGACGACCUCUGUAAAUAUAAUAAUAAUAAUAAUUUAACAGAUAGUACAACACAUCACAGUUUGAGUUGAUAUAAUCAAUAAAAAGGAGGGGAAAUGAAGUGAUCUGAAAUUCUCUCACUACGCCAUUUCUCACACCAAACAAAAAAACAAUUAAAAAUUAACGACCCCUUCCCCCCCCCCCCCC
Molecule: messenger RNA, 3084 nt
Organism: Daphnia pulicaria
Lineage: Eukaryota; Metazoa; Arthropoda; Branchiopoda; Diplostraca; Daphniidae
Product: neprilysin-1-like
Exons: 8
Coding region: 52-2766 (904 amino acids)
Biological process (GO): protein processing
Cellular component (GO): plasma membrane
Molecular function (GO): metalloendopeptidase activity
Source: RefSeq, a predicted model, not a curated record